Messenger RNA from Sardina pilchardus (European sardine), 4470 nucleotides. RefSeq lists its product as uncharacterized. The record is from RefSeq and is a predicted model, not a curated record. The transcript is spliced from 2 exons. Gene Ontology annotation, molecular function: protein phosphatase regulator activity. NCBI's taxonomy places the organism in Eukaryota, Metazoa, Chordata, Actinopteri, Clupeiformes, Clupeidae. Bases 1059 to 3215 code for a protein of 718 amino acids. Gene Ontology annotation, biological process: response to endoplasmic reticulum stress. Gene Ontology annotation, cellular component: endoplasmic reticulum; protein phosphatase type 1 complex.
UAUUUCUGAUGAAAUCUCUCCCUCGGUCGGCGCCUGAACUGUACAGCUACGGACAAACCCAGAAGAAAGGAAGUCGUGAAUGUUGAAAGCUUCUUUUAAAACUCACAGACCAUAAUAAUACGUUGUAGUGACUUAUAGAUUUAGUGAAUUCAAGUAAUAACCAUAGUCAAUCGGCAUACUGCCGCGUUCAACGUUCAUUUCGCGUAUUACCAGCUAAUCCAACGUCACAGCCGUCGAAAGGUUUUCAAGCUAACGUGGGGAAUCUGCUUUAUAUUUAAAAUGGCCAGUUUUUCAGUGUUUCAUCUGGAUUCUUGCUGUAAGUCGACGUCCGAUUCGUCUUUUCUUUCUGCCUAUAUUACUGGAAAGUUCACAACUCGAAAGACCUCUGUUAAUCUUCAGCAAAAUGCCAUCAGUGUAAAUCCCGCGGUCGCGGACAAUAUGGACGUCGAUAUGCACUGUGGUUUUACAUGGAGAGCUAACCUUAACCGGCAUGGUGUUCAACAUUAAGAAGAUGGAUCAUAAGAAGAAAUAGAUUUUCGGAGAGAUAGAGGAUGCAUCACAAAUCACACAUGGACUAUGUUGAGUCGUAUUGUUAAUGUUUCAGUUGAACUCAAUUGACUCAAGUGCUAUCUACGGUACGGAAUUCCAGUAACGUUAGCUAACGUCUAUGUAUUUAGUAGGUCAGCUAGUUCACAUUAGCUUGGAGGAAUAAGUUCGCUAACGUGCCAGCAAGAGCUAUCUUAGUUAUCCUAUUAGGGGAAAUAUUCUAAGUAUUUAAGCUAAGCUACCAAUGGGGUGGUUACUUUUAAGAAGUUUCCAUAAGAUAGCGUGAUUGGACAUCUUUAUUAAUGUGUCUUGACGAACAAUAGUAUUCUAGCCGUAUGGCUGUAAACUAACACACAGUAUGUUUGCACGACCUAGCUAUCUUCGUUAACGUCAGCUAGCUCAAGAGUUUCCAUAUGGCACGUUCUAGUGCCUGUUUGACAGGAACCACUAAUAUAGCUUGAAACAAGACACGUCUUGUCAGGGCGUUAUUACAUUACAUUAGAUUUUUUGGUAUGUUAAAUAUGGAUUCAGAGCGACACUACUCAAGGGGGAAACCGACCUCCUCCCUCGCGGGCGGCGGGGUCACGUCAGUCCGACAUGAGAGUGCCGAGAGGUCGUGGAUGGACUUACUAUCUUUUGUAUCGCGACCGGCCUGGUCAAUUUUGCAGAGAUACUUGCCAGGUAACUCGUUGUCUGCAUCCAAACCACACAGUCAACUGUGGGACACGGAACGAUUCGACCAGAAGCUAGGUUUUGGACUAACACGACUUGAAGACACGCGAUCAGAUUUACAACCACAUCUUCUCCACUGCGAACAUAUUGACAGUGGGUUGCGUCCAUCAGUCGAGGUUGGAGCAGUGACUUGGUUGACAGAAGAUAGCCUCUCCGAGAUAGGUAUUCAAAAUAUUGCUGAUAAUGGUACAUCCCAAGCAACGCGUGGAUACCUGUCAUCAGCAAGGAACUUUUUUAGUCAGUUUUUCAUGCUCAACGUUGUCUCAACUCAGGAAGUGAAGCGCUCGCAGAGUGGUUUGUUGGGCGGCGGAGCUGCCUCUGAUGGCGCCAACAGCUGUGUGUCAGUGUUGUCUUGGAGCAGAGAAACGGCCUUGGUGGCGGGCACGAGUGAUGCUAACUAUCACAGCGGCGGCCUUUGUCAUUUAGCUGAGCGAACCACAAUGGCUUCUGUUGCCAAGCCAACCGGCCUAUUCGUACAUUGCGAUGAUGGGAGCUCAAAGCACAGCGAAAGCGCUGGACACUGUUGCCACAAAGCAACCUCAGACAAUGACAGCCUUCACAUGCUCAGGCCAGUUUCGCUACCAAGCCAGCAGCAGCUACGUGACCAGGCAAACGCCGUUAGUCUUCUUGGGGACAUUGGUGUCAUCUGUGCCAGCGGUUGCGAGGUGGUUCUUCUGACCCCAGAGCAGGAUAAUGGCUAUUCGAGUUUGGAAGAGGAGCUCUCCAACUCCAGGCUUCCGAGCAUGAGAAGGGCUGGAGAGGAGCAGUUAGUGGCCGACUCAGAGGCAGACGGGGAGGCACAGCAGCACAGCCCCACAGAAAAGCAGCCAGAGUUGCAGAGGGAAACUCAGGACCAGCAGCCAGAGGAGUUAUGUGAGGAGAAGCAGCAGCAGCUAGAGGAGGAUGACCAGGCUGGCACAGAACAGGGAGAGGUGUCUGCAGCACCUGAGGAGCAGAGGCAGUCGGCAGCAUCAGAGGAAGUGGCAGAAUCAUCUCAGGAGACGCCAUGUAAGAACAAGGCUAUUGCUUACAUAAUGGGCAGCCCUUGCAGUGAUGACAGCUCGUCAGGGGAAGACUCAGAUGAGGACAGUGAUGGUAGUGAGGAGGAGGCAGAGGAGGAGGAGGAUGAUGAUGGUUUCAACAGUGAGGGCUCAUCUUGCUUGUCUGACUCUGAUAGCAGUGAGGAGGAGGAGGAAGAAGAUGAGGACGACGACUAUGAUGAGCAGUCGGAUGCUGAAGAGUUUAAUGUGGAGACGGAGCGCCUGUGGAACUCCCUGUGCCAAAACAGAGACCCUUACAACCCACGCAACUUCACCGCCUCCAUCUGCACAACACCCAGGAGCUCUCAGGCUCCUCCGGAGUCCUCUCCUGCCCCACUGCUCUCCACUUCCCCUCUGUCCGCCUCUCCUCUCUCCAUACGCCCCCUCUCCACCUCUCCGUUCUCGGCCUCCCCCCUGUCCACAUCUCCCCCCUCUGCUCCAGACGGCUCCUGUGGAAGCGGCGAGGAGGGGGAUGAGGCCGAGAGCCUGAGGCUGUGGGACUCGUUCAGCUGCUCUUCAGACCCGUACAACCCCUUCAACUUCCAGGCCACCCUCAGGACUCAAUCGCCCCCCGCGGGGAGCUCUGGCAAGGCCUGCUCGGUGCCACGCUACCAGAAGGAGCAGGCCGAGGAGCGCCAGGACAGCGGCUUUGGGGACGAGACGCCCGCGCCACCCACGAGCGCUCUUCCCUGCCGUAAGCUUAGGAAGGUACGGUUUUGUGAAGAGGUGGAGGAAUUCUACACCAGCGGCGACGAGGACCGCCACGGGCCGUGGGAGGAGUACGCGCGGGACCGCUGCCGCUUCCAGCGUCGCGUGACGGAGGUGGAGGAGAGCAUCUCCUUCUGUCUGGAGCCGGCCUUCCGCCUGCGGGUCCUCCACAGGCUGCAGCUCAGCUGAGCACGGCUCUCUCCCUCUGGAUGCUGAUGCUCUCUUAUAUGUGGACAGACAUGGACUGAUGUUUUGAUGUCAUUGUAUGAAAACCUUGAAAACGCAGCGGAAUAAUGAAGGGUGUUUUUGGGGUGACAGUAUAUAAAGGUGUGAAAGGGCUGUAGAGUCACAGCUCAGGGCAGCUCCUCACUGUUGGCUCCAGUGCAGUUCUUUUCUUUCCCCUUUCAUGUCUUGCUUGCUGGAACCCCCACACACACACACAUGCACACACUCACACACACACACUCAGACACAAACGCACGUACACACACCACCACCGUACUCACCAGCCUUACGACACAGCAGGGUAUGAAACUGCUCAUUGCAGCAUCAUUAAAGUCUGAGGGUUAGUCAUAUCAAUUAAAUUAUUUGGUUAAAGGAAGGUAACAUAUCCAUAAAUCAUAACCACACAAACAACCACACAACUUUAAAUUCUGGAUCAUCUCCAUUGAACUUUAAAUUCUAUAUCAUCUCCAUUGAUAUAAAAAAAGAAAUGGAACACUUAAGCAUCAGUGAUUUGUGUGAAAUUCAAAGGAAUUGAGGGAAUUUUAAAAUGUUCCAAGGCAUUCUGUUGUGUUGUGUCCCUCAUUUGUAUUGAGUCCCUCACAGGCUAAUUGAAAAGCCAAAGAGAAAAGCCAGUCUGGCCGAGUAGGAGUGUUGGAAGGUAAAAUUAUAAAUUCAGACCACUCAGCAGUAUUUACACGUCUGUUUGAAGCAGCAUGUCUGUAUUUAACUGUGUUAAAGAGUUAAGGCUCAUGGGUGAGAGCGAGAGAGAGAGAGUAGGGAACACUGUUGCAUGACCCACCUCCCCUCCCUCCCCCUCUCUGCCACAGCACCAUUGGAGAGUAAGCCAGCAGCGUUUUGAAUAUCUGUGGAAUCCACUGUGAUGUAGUGAACCAGUGAUCGGAGUGUUAGGGACGGGUGGGGGUGGGCUCAUAAUCGCAGGUGCAUGGGUUUGGAAGGUCGUUGGGAAAUCUUAUCAUAUGCUUGAUGUUAUAAGCAUAUAGUAACCUUUUUGAUUUUCUUUUUCUGUCAGAACAACUAAUAUAAUUAUAACAAUUGUUUUAUUUUUGUAAAAAAAAGUACAAAGUACAUAUAUUUAUGUAAAUAUACAUACAUAUAUAUCCACAUAUAGGAGUAUUGUACUGCAUUUGUGUGGGGUUUUGUGACUAAUAAGAUUGGUCCUUGAUUGAUUUGAUUUAAUACAAAUAAAUUAUGAAUGGAA